This is a messenger RNA of Pogona vitticeps (central bearded dragon), 5837 nucleotides long. It is a transcript of the gene EMILIN2, whose product is annotated as elastin microfibril interfacer 2. NCBI's taxonomy places the organism in Eukaryota, Metazoa, Chordata, Lepidosauria, Squamata, Agamidae. Gene Ontology annotation, molecular function: protein binding. The record is from RefSeq and is a predicted model, not a curated record.
GAGCCGAGGCCAAAGCUGCAGGCGGUGGGCGCGUCUCCUCGCACCUCGUCGGUCUCUUCGCGAGCUGAGCCGAGGCGAGCCAGCCCGCGGCGCGCCAGCUGUGGCGGGGAUGGAGCGGCGCCCGAAGCCCCUGUGCUGGGCGUUCGCGCUCCUCGUGUCUCUCAGCGGCUGCCUGAGCCAGGCCGACCCGCACUUGCGCUCCGGUCGGCCGCGCGUCAGAAACAAAAACUGGUGUGCCUACAUUGUGAACAAGAAUGUGAGCUGCUCGGUGCUCGACGGCACUGAGAGUUAUGUUCAAGUUCAGUACAACUGUCCCUGGAAUCAAGUGCCCUGCCCACAUACUCCGGUAUAUCGCACAAGUUUCAGACCUAAAUAUAAAAUAGCAUACAAGACAGUAACAGAAUUGGAGUGGAGGUGUUGCCCUGGAUACAUGGGCAUAGACUGCAAAGAAGCUGUGCCACAAAAACCACGACCAGUAGUUUACCCGGCAGAACUACCGCCUGAACAUAAGAAGACAAGCUUGGAUGCUGGUCCCAGGUUAGAACAACAGGAUGCACAGGAUAAAAAAAUUCAGUUCCUUGAGGAUGAACUGUUUCGUCUCACACAGACUGUGUUAGAACUUCAGUCCUCUUUAAUGGGUGUAAAUGAAAAACCCAAGCUCACUGUGCAAGAAGAUGCAAGUCGGAUGCAUGUCUCUUGGUUGAACAAUUUUCACGAUCAUCCAAGGUCCGAUAGUACUGUUAAGGGUGAAACAGAGAAUAAGGACCAAAGAGAAGCUAGCAUAGAAAACCUGAAAACUGAACUAGAUGAAAUGAAAGAUGACUUGAAGGCCAAAAAUAACCAGUUAGAAGACAUGAAUGGGAAAGUAAAUGACUACGAAGAGCAAUUAAAGCAGCUCCAAGAAGCGGCCCAAGGCCCAACAAUCACAAUACCUGCCAGCCAGCUAUAUCAUGCAUACAUAGAUGCUAAGUUUGAAGCCCUGAGACAGGAAAUGUUGGAAGGAUUUGAAAAGAAAAUGGCAGAUCUGAAGAAUUCCUGUGAGUACAAACUGUUGGAUCUUCAGCAGCAAUGUGAGGAUCAUGAAAUGAAUUGCUCAGGAAUAAAAGAACUUUUUGGAGAAAAAGAAAAUGAGCUGAGAAAAGAAAUAAAGUAUCUUCAGAGUCUUAUUCAAGGACCAUCAAACCAGUCAUUGUGUUGCAAAGAUGCUAAAAGUAAUGACUUUGAACAACAGUUAAAAGCUUUGAAUGAAAAGAUUGACAGAACUGCAGAAGCAAAUAGAGUUUUAAAUGCCAGGUUAGAUAAUGAAAUAAAACAUAUUUCUAGUCCGCAUUCAGAAGACAACUUUGAUGCAAAAUGGGAGGAAAUGGAAGCAAGGAUCAAUGUGACAGAGAGAAAUGCUGAAGAACACUGUUUUUAUAUUGAGGAAACUCUUCGUGGUGUUAUAUCUACUGAAAUAGAGGAAGUGAAAAAAUUAUUUGACAAAAAGCUUCAACCACUGGAAAAUAAAUUAAGUGUGACUUUUAUACAUGCUAAUGUCACAGAUGAAAUACAUAUUGGUCAGGGAUCUGUCUCACACAGUGUCUCGGGAUCUGGAAAUGAGCAGCUUGCAUCUGAGAUUAAUACGGUAAAGAACAAACUACAAAUCGUUGAAAAUCUUUGCCAGCAGAAAUGUGAAUCUGUACCACCAAAUAUGGAAGGUCUCCAAGAAGACAUAGAAAACUGUAACAGUAAAUAUGAUCUGUUGUUUUUGAAAACAGAUAACAAUUUGGACCUUUUAAAAUCUUUAAAUGGCUCCCUAAAUGAAAAGUUUAAUUUAAUUAAAGGCAGCCAACGUGACAUACAGAAACUUCAGAAGGACUUUCGAAUAGUUCGUUUUGGACUGAGUGCCCUUGAUAGAGAUGUGAGAAACCUUCAGGCCGGCUUGAACAGCUGCAAAGAGCAGCUUCUGGGUGUCAACUCUACAUGUGAAAAAACACAGCUUGGUGUGUUUAGAAAAAUAGAUGAAAUACAGAAAACAGUAGCCAGUCAUACAGUUUACCCAGGCAGCAAUUGUUGUAAUGACUUGAAGGAAAGGAUGGAACUCCUAAAUGAAAAAGUGUUUCAGAAAUGUAAGGAAAAAAUUCCAGGUGUCUCAGACUUGGAAGGAAGGGUGUCCAAUGUUGAGAAAACAUGCAGCAAGUUGGAUUCUGUCUCUAGUAGCCUUCAGAGGAUAAAGGAGGGAUUAAACAAACAUAUCUCCAGUCUUUGGAAGUGUGUGAAUCAAAUUAACAGAACUGUAACAACCCAUUCUGAAGAUAUUGUUAUUCUCAAGAAUUCUUCUCAAAGUCUCAGUAACCACAAAAUAGCUAUUGACUUUCAGGACCUGAAGAAACUUCAUCCUGCUACAUUUGAAAAGCCACCACUGCUGUCACCAAGGAGACCUCAUGGAAAAGCUCCCUUGCCACCAUCAGACCCAAGAAAACCAUUACAGCCGCCUGAGCCAGGAACACCUCUGACACCAUCACAGCCAAGGACUCCAUUACAGCCGCAAGCGGGAGACCAUCUGCAACCAAUACAGCCAAGAACAGAACCUCACAUUCCAGAGCUAAGAAUACCUUUGCAACCACCACCUCCGCAAGUAAUCAUACAACCACCAUUACAAGGCAUACCUUUCCAGCCACAUUUGAGACAGCCACCAUUACCAGGAUCAAGAUCAGGCAUGCCUUCCUUGCCUGGGAAAAGUGGGAUAUUUAUGGUAACUGGAGAGGCAGGCCCUCCUGGUGCUGUCCUAAUGUCAGGAAAAGGUCGGCCAAAAAGUAUAGAUGGCCAAGAUGGGCAGUACAGUAUGGCUGUUUCAGAAGGAUAUGCUGGAGCACCAGGUUAUCCAAAAUCACAACCCAAACCACAAUCUCCACCUAAGACCACACAAGGAGCUUUAACUUCACCGGUAUCAUUUUCUGCUGGUCUCACACAGAAGCCUUUCCCCAAUGGCAUGGGUGUUGUUCAUUUUAACAAAGUGCUUGUAAAUGAUGGAAACCAUUAUAAUCCUAACACAGGCAUCUUCACGUCACCCUAUGAUGGUCGUUAUCUGAUCACAGCUGUUCUAGUUCCUGAGAGGGAUGAUUAUGUAGAAGCUGUGCUUUCUGUUUCCAAUGCAAGUGUUGCUCAUCUCCACACAGCUGGCUAUAGAAGAGAGCUGCUUGAAUAUCACAAACCAAGAUCAGGGAAACGGACAUGUGGUGGGACUGGAGCUUUCCAUCUUGUUCUUCACCUCAAAUCUGGAGCAGAAGUCAGCAUUGUAGUUACAGGAGGCAAGCUGGCCUAUACAGAUACUGAUGAAAUGUAUUCCACAUUCAGUGGGAUUUUCCUAUACCCUUCCAUUUCUCAUUCAUAGGAGAUGCUUGAGAAGAAGAGGGCUAAGCUAAUACUGAAGGUAGCAGUGGUAAUAAAUGGUAAAAUGUUCAGAUUUCAUUUGUUUCCUUUUCUCCACAGCUUCAACUGCAGUCUUUACACAGCCUUAUCUAGUGUAAGUCUCACUGAAUUCAAUGGGUUUCUGUCUGUGUACAAACGAACAAGAUUGCACAUUGUACCUUUCCUCUUAUCUGUCUUUCUUAUUAUGGAUGUGGAUAUUUAAGCACACUGAAAGAGAAAAGUAUUUUCUAUGCAUAUUGAUGUAAAAUGUUCAAUAGAUUCUUUGUGCAACAUUCGCCGAGUUAUAAAAGAGAGAACACAAUGGAAAGUGGAAGGCAAGGAAAUUUUAGGGUUAAACACUGUUUAAAGUUAUUUUUCAUUAUCCCUAUACUUGGUGGGUAAAAUGGUAGAACAAAGAAUCAGAGAGCCUCGGUUCUCUUAAGUCUGAACUAUGGACUUCAUAUAUAUCAUCUAGUAAAGGGGAGGGAAGCAUUUUUGUUGUUGUUGUUGUUGAAUCAUGUUCCAUUGGUCAUGUCUGUUGCAGACCACAAUUCAGUGUUGGUUAUGGCUCACAGUGAAAAUCUGAAGAAUUACUGCCUAUUUUCUCUCUGCCUAAAAAUUGCCAAAGGAGGGAUAAGACACCUGAUUUAAUGGCUUUCCAAGGACUUUUGAAAUGUCAUUUCAACCCAUUCUAGUAUCUGUAAAACAUGUCUGGAAAUGAACAUUGCCUGUCCUGUUGCUGAUGGAGGAUUGAGUGUAACAGAUACUUGCUUGAGGCCACUCAGUGAGUUCAUUGCAGACAUAAAAUUUAGGAGUCAUUCUGAUCCAUAACUGUAUCUUAGCCAUUAUGCUGUGAUGCUAAAUGUUGAUACAGACUUCUGAUAUUUUUUGAGAGGAAUCCUCUAAUGCUAUUUUUCUCUCUGUUGUCACUAAAAGUACCUGGUGCUAUUUUUAUAAUGCAGCAUCUGACAUUUGCAUCAUCAACUGGUUUAGUUUCUAUAAGUAAAUGUUUUCUGUUCCCAUGGAGCUAGUUCACACAAUACUGUCUUCAGUUGUUACAAGUGUACACAUUUUCAUAUGAGAAAAAACAGGAAGAAAAACAAGCCUUAAACAACUCUUACGAACUUGUGUCUCUUCCUCUGUCAUAUCUUUUCUUGGUAGCAGACUAUGCUUUAAAAAACAAACCCUGCCCAAGACACACCCUGUUUUCUUUUUUCCUGCAUAAUGAACUAUUAGGAGUAUUAAUCUGUUUUUAUAGAAAAGAUCCCUCAUGAAGUGGGUUCAUAAGAAUCUCUCAUUAAUCUUCUUACUUGAGAUCUGAGAAAGCAUUAUACUUUUCUUAGUUCUGUGAACCAGUCCCUAAAGAUUUGUUUCCAGGCAACAUAAAGCAAACCUCAUCCUGAAUGCUGAGCUCACACUCUUAAGCCAAUACAUCAGCUGUACAAAAAUGUUUCCUGUACAUGUGACUUAUUGUUUCAUAAGAACUACGUGCUUCCAAUACACUCCCUUUAUAUUGUAUUGUUUCACAAUAUGCGGUGGGGGGAACAGUAUGAAUUUAAUAUAUGUGGGGUGAAAUCCUUUUACACAGUUAUGCAAAUAGCCUAACUUUUAGAAGUGAAUUGCCCAGGUGAAGAAAUUUCUGUUGACAUUACCUGUUGCAUACUGAGUUGCACAAUUCAGCAUACUGUAUGCCAGGUAAGGGCUAUGGAAGUUUUUUAAUUGACAGCAGUUUCCCUCUAAAAGUAACAACAUUGUGUAAAGUGUAUAAUAGGAUUUUAGUUGGCCUUGAUUACCAUGCUUAUUUUUUCCAGUUUGAUGACUGUUUUAAAAAAUGUACACAGAACUCUCUCCUGGAGAAAAUACAGUGAAGCUGAAGCUAUGUGCUGCUGUUCUAUGUUAUAGAAGUUCUAGGUUAUGGCCUGAGGGUGCUUUGACUUCUCCAUUUUGGACUUGGCUUUCCUAUAUAAUGUAACCAGAAGCUAUACAAAUAGAAUUUGGGCAUGAACAUUGCCAGGAUGUCAUUACUAUUGUGCAUAAUGGAAAAGACUAGACUUACUGCUUCUAUUGUGAUCAACUGCCUAUUUCCUUUACUGUUGAAGGUAAUUUUGAUGUCCGAAAAUUUAGUGUUCGCAGCCUGAGAUUCAGCCUGUUUAUCCAAUUUCUCAGGUGUAACAAAAUCCUGAAAGAUAUUCCUUCAAAUAUUCUCUUUCUUACUACAGUAGUACCUCGGUUUACAAAAACCUCAGUUAACGUAAUUUUCGGUUUGUGAACAGAAACCCAUUGAAAAUAAUGCCUCGUUUACUUUUUUUUUCACAGUACGAAGCAAGUUUUCCUAGAGGUUUAUAGUGCUGCCCCCAUGUUCCUAUGGCAAACCGUCUUUUGGUUUAUGAAUUUUUCGCAUUAUGUAACAUCCCAGAGAACACAUUAAAUUCAUAAACUGAGGUACG